Molecule: messenger RNA, 6137 nt
Organism: Drosophila bipectinata
Lineage: Eukaryota; Metazoa; Arthropoda; Insecta; Diptera; Drosophilidae
Gene: Pde11
Product: Phosphodiesterase 11
Biological process (GO): signal transduction
Molecular function (GO): 3',5'-cyclic-AMP phosphodiesterase activity; protein binding; 3',5'-cyclic-GMP phosphodiesterase activity
Source: RefSeq, a predicted model, not a curated record
AGUGCGAGUGCCAGUUCGAGUGCCAGUGCGGUUGUGUGCGUGUCCCCAAGGUGUGAAAAUAUCUUACGCGUAGCGAAAAGUAUCUACACACACGGCCCAUACCAAUAUACACUGGCUGCAUAAUAGCCCUGCCACAAUUAACAUAAUCCAAAUAACUCAAAUAAAAGGCGUAAAACGAAGCACAGCGAUCGCCCCGCUAAGUGAAAAAAACUCCAACAGGUCUCGAGAAACUUUGCCAACUGCAUAAUUGAGUUGAAGGGCGCGCUUCCCUGCUAUUAUGAUUAUGAAAGUGAAACAGAGUGAAAACGAAGGCCCCAAAGUUUCAAAGAAAAACAAAAGUACGCCGAACAGUGAUCAGCGAAGCCAAAGUCAACAAAUUACGCGAAAAUUCGACAAUUUGCAUCCGAUAGCAUCCGAUAGCGGCCUCUCGGCGGCACCAAAGCCAACAAAAUUGAUUCAAAACACCCAACAGCAGCUAACUCCUCGACAACAGCGACAACAGCCUCGAAGAAAUACAGUCUACGUUACGCGGCUGGAUUGCUCAAGUUUGACAAAAUUCAAUUCAUUAAGACGGAGGGUUUAACAUUCGCGUUGCUGGCGGGCCCCAUGGGCCAAGCGGCAAGUAUGUGUCGAUUUCGUGGUUGUCGCUACAAAAACAAGAACAAGAGCAACAAACAGCAGCAACAACAGCAGCAACAGCAACAGCAGCAGAAUGAAACACCCACCCAUAGUCCCCAGUUUCAGCAUCAUUCUGAGAUAAUCCCGGCAACAACAGGCCUGCACUUGCGGAGCAUCGAGGAGCCUGCGUCGACGCCGCUCCAGUUGGCAGCGGGCAGGAUGAGCGCGGAGCAGGGGGGCACGGGGGGGUACGGGGGCUACGGGACCAGCGAGCACUCGCUGCUCAUUGCCACACGCCACGCCGGUGUCCCCCUGCCCCUCGCCCAGCAGCAGCCACUCCCCGCCCACUAUCAGCCUGCUCCGCUCGCCACCAGCGGCAACGGACCCUCCUCCUGCUCGCAGCAACAGCACCACCAGUCGGCCUACCCGCCGCCGCCCCAGCACCAGCAGUACCCGCUGCAGCAGCCGCACCACCCGUACCAGUACCAGUACCAGCAACACUAUCACCACCAGCCCACAUCGCCGCACCACAGCCGGCCCUACGACCCGGAGCACGCGCGGAUGGAGGCGUGGUUGGAUGAGAAUCAGGAAUUUGUACAGGAUUAUUUUAUAAGGAAAGCCACGCGCCAAACGGUGGACGCCUGGCUGGUCUCACACGCCACCUCGGCCGGCAACGACGUGGUCAGCAGCACCUCCCCCACCCAUCCCAAUGGCCAGACCAGCUCCUCGCGGGGCGGAUCCGGAGCCACCACGCCAGUGCGAAAAAUCUCCGCUCACGAGUUCGAGCGCGGCGGCCUGCUGAAGCCCAUUGUGAACACCAUCGACGGCACGCCCACGUUCCUCAGCAUCGCGCCCCAGAUGGACAACGGCGGCGUGGGGGGCAGCUGCGGCAACCUGCAGACCGUCGGCGUGGGCCAGUAUCAGUAUCACCACCAGCAGCACCACCACCACAACCACAACAGCCACUACCAGGCGGGUGGAGCCGCGGGCAGUAGCAGCGCCGGCGGGAUAACCCCUGGAGCUGUGGCCAGUGGUGGCAGUGGGAAUGGCCACCAGUAUCCGUACUACCAUUGCCAGAGACCCCAGCGGCUGUCGCGCAAUGAGCUGAAGCAGCUCGACGAGAAGGAGUUGAUUUUCGAGCUGGUAAAGGACAUCUGCAACGAGCUGGAGGUCCGUACGCUGUGCCACAAAAUACUCCAGAACGUGUCCAUUUUGCUGAACGCGGAUCGCGGAUCACUGUUCCUGGUGCAGGGACGCUGCAAUGGUCCCGAUGGCCUCAAAAAAUGCCUCGUCUCGAAGCUGUUCGACGUGUGCCCCCGGAGCACGGUGGAGGAAAUGGAGCAGCAGGAAGAGGUGCGCGUGGCAUGGGGCACCGGAAUCGCGGGGCAUGUGGCCGAGAGCGGGGAGCCCGUCAACAUACCAGAUGCUUACCAGGAUGAACGAUUCAAUUGUGAAAUUGAUUCGCUAACCGGCUACCGGACCAAGGCUCUGCUCUGCAUGCCCAUCAAGGACUCAUCCGGGGAUGUGAUUGGCGUGGCGCAGGUCAUCAACAAAAUGAAUGGCGAGUGCUUCUCCGAAAUCGAUGAAAAGGUCUUUUCCUCGUACCUGCAGUUCUGCGGCAUCGGGCUGCGGAACGCCCAGCUGUACGAGAAAUCUCAACUGGAAAUCAAGCGGAACCAGGUGCUCCUCGACCUGGCCCGGAUGAUCUUCGAGGAGCAGAGCACCAUCGAGCACAUGGUCUUCCGCAUCCUCACCCACAUGCAGAGUCUCAUUCAGUGCCAGCGGGUGCAGAUCCUGCUCGUCCACGAGGCGGACAAGGGCAGCUUCUCGCGGGUCUUUGACUUCGAGGCGAACGAUCUGAGCGAGGAGGAGGCCACGUCGCGCACCAGUCCCUACGAGUCGCGAUUCCCCAUCAACAUCGGCAUCACCGGCCACGUGGCCACCACCGGGGAGACGGUAAACGUUCCGAACGCCUACGAAGACGAUCGCUUCGACGCCAGUGUGGACGAGAACUCCUGCUUCAAGCACCGCUCCAUCCUGUGCAUGGCCAUCAAGAACUCGCUGGGCCAGAUCAUCGGAGUCAUCCAGCUGAUCAACAAGUUCAAUGAGCUGGACUUCACCAAGAACGACGAGAACUUCGUGGAGGCGUUCGCCAUCUUCUGCGGCAUGGGCAUCCACAACACCCACAUGUACGAGAAGGCCAUCGUGGCCAUGGCCAAGCAGAGUGUCACCCUGGAGGUGCUCAGCUACCACGCCUCCGCCACCAUGGACGAGGCCCACCGGCUGCGGCGUCUGCGGGUCCCCUCAGCAGUUCAUUUUCGGUUGCACGACUUCAAGUUUGAUGACAUCCACUUUGAGGACGAUGAUACAUUGAAGGCCUGCCUGCGCAUGUUCCUGGAUCUCGACUUUGUGGAACGCUUCCACAUCGACUACGAAGUGCUGUGUCGCUGGCUGCUGAGCGUCAAGAAGAACUACCGCAACGUCACCUACCACAACUGGCGGCAUGCCUUCAACGUGGCCCAAAUGAUGUUUGCCAUUCUGACGACCACUCAGUGGUGGAAGAUCUUUGGCGAAAUCGAGUGCUUGGCUCUGAUUAUUGGCUGCCUGUGCCAUGAUCUCGAUCACCGCGGAACCAACAACUCCUUCCAGAUAAAAGCCUCUUCGCCGCUGGCCCAACUAUACUCCACCUCCACCAUGGAGCACCACCACUUUGAUCAAUGCCUGAUGAUCUUGAACAGUCCCGGCAAUCAGAUUCUGGCCAACCUCUCCUCAGACGACUACUGCCGGGUCAUAAGGGUGCUGGAAGAUGCCAUUUUGUCCACUGACUUGGCGGUCUAUUUCAAAAAACGAGGCCCGUUCCUGGAGAGUGUGGAGCAGCCGCUAAGUCAUUGGGUGGCCGAGGAGCCACGCGCUCUUCUGCGGGCCAUGAGCAUGACUGUCUGUGAUUUGUCGGCCAUCACAAAGCCCUGGGAGAUCGAGAAGCGGGUGGCCGACUUGGUUAGCUCGGAGUUCUUCGAGCAGGGCGACAUGGAGAAGCAGGAGCUCAACAUUACCCCCAUUGACAUCAUGAAUCGAGAAAAGGAGGAUGAGCUGCCCAUGAUGCAAGUAAACUUUAUCGACUCCAUUUGCUUGCCCAUCUAUGAGGCCUUUGCCACUCUCUCCGACAAGCUGGAGCCUCUUGUCGAGGGUGUACGGGACAACAGGGGCCAUUGGAUCGAUCUGGCCGAUGUUGUCAAAACCAAAACUAGUCAGGAUCAAGAGCCACACGAUCGGGCUGAAGAGCGGAUACAGGAUCAGCAAAAUGUGAUAUCGAACGGGGACUGCAGGGCAAUGAGUGAUGAUGAUGUGGCAGUGGAACCGGAGCCGGCCGAGCAAAUAAGCGUAAAUGGCCUCAACCUAGCCAACAGCUGCACCACUAAUAACAACAUUGCCGUCGCUUCUCGUCCCACCAGCACCAGCACCCAGCAGCCCAGUGAUGAUGAUGAUGAUGCGGAGCAGCAGCGCCAGAAGCAGCAGAAUGGACAUGACGAUGGCGAAGUGGAGUGUCACCUGUCUAACAGUAGCUGCAGCUCAUCCACCGCAUCUAGUCGCCUCUCCACGCCACCGCCCACCGGCGAGGAUGACAGCACUCCCGUGUCGCCCUCGAAAACGCUGCAGGCCAAGUUGGUGGUGAAUGCUCUCCAGCGGCAGACAUCCGUCGGCCAGGCGGGGCAGGCAGCCCAGAAGCAGCGCUGCAAAAGUUGCGAACAAUCCCGCACCGGACUUCAGGUGAGAAAGACGAGUUCCCUGCGUGGAGCCCUGGAAAUGGACAGUCUGGACAGCAAGGCCAGGAAUGGAAACGCUGCUGCUCUCUGCAAGAGCACGCCAGUGAUUCAUCACCAGAGUCAUAGUCAUCACAAUCACCACCACCACCAUCAUCAUCAUCACUCGCAUCACGCCCACGGGCAGCACGGGGUCGGGAUUGGCAGUGCCAGCAUCGGAGGCAGUGGGCUAAUUAGCCUGGCUACCCCUCUGCUGGCUACGACAGAAAGUGAUAGGAUACCAAAAAUUGUGGGAAAAAUCGGAAAUCUCGACGGUCUGCCCUUUGCCAACGGCAUUGGAAGUGCCCAGAACGGCCACGGGCUGCCCUUCGGCACCUAUCAGCAUCAGAUUCAUCAUCAUCAUCACCAUCACCUGCUGACACGUCGUCAUUCAGAGACAAACAGCAACGGGGCCACUGCAGUGGCAGCCGAAAAGUAAAUGCAUACCAAUCUGUUGUGCGUCCAAAAGCAGGAAGGAAAGAGCAACUAGAAUUUGCACUGGUUUGCGGUUUCAAGACGAUAGCUUAAAGGUCAAAGUGUAUGCAUCUACGCAUUGAGUUGAUUGGCCAAAAGCAAACAGAAUACCGCAAAAGCAUUGUCGUUAAAAUUCCAGUGAUUCCGACUAUAGGUCACAACCACAAAAACCCUUCAGGACCACUUAAGCCUAUCUUCAAUAUGUACAUAGUUCUAUAACCUUCAUCGCAACCACACAACCACAAAACUCUCAUAUUGUACAUAGCAUCUAUAUUUUGAGAAGCAGUAUCGCAGUUCAGUAAAAACUGAUUGUGUGGAGCAGAACAUACCAUAAGUAAAUUGUGGCACCGCAAUAGCCUGCAACUAAAACUAUAUAGAAAGAUUCCUAUAAAAUAUGUAAAUCGUAUAUAUACCUAUGUAUGUGUAGAUUUUGAUCUGUGCGUGUCUGUUUAUUCGUAACUUGAAGUUUAGUUUUUACAAUACCGUCGGCGUUAGUUAAAUGAUAAAGGAAAGAAGUCAAAUUCUCUAGAUGUUUAAGCACCAUGCGUACAGCAUAAAAGCAAGAAAUAACUUAAAAUUUUACCAAAAAUGGCUUAAAUUAAACAAAUACAUCAAAUGAAAGUAUUGUAAUAUCCGCGAGACACAUACAUAUAUGAAUACGAUAACACUGUAUAACUUGUAAUCGUUAGUUGAAUUAUCUCUAUGGGUACCAAAAGUCUAACUUUAGUAGCAUAAACCUAAACCAACCGCUUAGUGAUGAUGUUAGCUGUCGAGUAACGAUAAAACGAACCGAAACGCGAACCUAGAUAAGAGUACAUAUAACCAUCCUUAAAUCACCCGAAAAGAAAACAAACACUAAGCGCUUUGACUUGUUCCACUCUGCGCUCUAUUCGAAUUUAAAUAAUUGUAAUGUUAUGCGAUAAUAAUGAAUACAUAUUUGUAUCUGUGUACGGUCUUGGUGGCCUAAUGGGUUGGCCAACUAUGGAAAACCCUUGGCAUCCAGUGUGUCCUGGGCCUAUAAUCAGCACGUUAAACGUUCUGUGUCUAGCUUGGGCUAACUGCUCGUACAUAUUCUGCAGAUGCAUCUAUAUGCAAUACAUAUAAUCCUUUAUUAAAUUAAAAUGUACUUUGUGAGUUUUGUUAUUUAUUGUCAGCGUUAUAAUGGAACCUAUCCAAAAGGCAAAACUAAAUAAAGCAAGAAAAUGUCUCUCUUUGGGAAAGCGAAUUUUCCUUAUUUCUACUAAA